AACAAGAUCUGUAUUAUGUCAGCAUCCAUUCUUCUGAUUGGUGGAUGUACCGACGGAGCUGAAGUUGGUGCGUUGCGAUCUAUCGAAGAAGUGACUUUUCAACGGACGUCGUCUGGCUUAAAUAUCAGUUCUCGACUAGAAUGUUCCGGUGUUGUGAUUGGCGGGUUUAAUGGGACUGAUUGCUUGAAAACCAUGGAGCUUUUCCGACUAAACAAUGACCAGAUAGCCCUAAAACGAUUGGACGAUAUCCCCUUUCGAUUAAAAAAUAGUGUAGCCGCUGCCGUGGACAAUGACAGUAUUCUGCUGUUUGGUGGAUGGGAUGAGGCUCGUACGAUGAGAACAGUAUUCAGAUUGAAGUUUAAUAAGGAGAAGUGGUCUUACAACAUCUAUAUGGAAUCUCUAUUACCGUACGAAGUGGAAGCUCACUGUUGUGUUUAUCAUAAAGGCUAUAUUUAUAUAAUAGGAGGUUAUGAUGGUGUCUCUGUUGUGAAUACCAUCAUUCGUUAUUCAGUAGAUGAGAGGACCUGCGAGCAAUGGGGACCAGAGAAUGAUGAGGAUAAGUGA
Strongylus vulgaris is the source of this 564-nucleotide messenger RNA. Lineage: Eukaryota; Metazoa; Nematoda; Chromadorea; Rhabditida; Strongylidae. The record is from the annotation of a GenBank genome assembly.